CAAUGUUUUGCAUUCGCACAGAGCAGUCGAUUUAGUUUUAUGCAUUUAUUGUAUACGAGUCUAUAUACUGUUAAAGAUAAUGGGAAAAAAACAAAUAAUUGGAGGAAUGAUGUAGCAGUCAAUUUACCUAACACCCCUUCGACCAAGCUAAAGAAACCCCACAGAAACUGUGACCUUUCUUUUCGUUGAGAACUCCAUUUGGCGUUUGCUCAUAGUUGAUCAUCGUUACGUUUAGAUCAACGCAGCACGAUGUCCGGAGGUCUUGAUGCGUUGGCUUUGAAGGAGGAAGAUGUGACAAAAUUCCUGGCUGCAGGUUCUCAUCUGGGCUCCACAAAUGUGGACUUCCAGAUGGAACAGUAUGUGUACAAGCGCAAGAAUGAUGGUAUGUACAUUAUGAACAUUCGUAAGACAUGGGAGAAGAUCUUGAUUGCAGCUCGAGCUAUAGUAGCUAUUGAAAACCCGUCUGACGUAUGCGUUAUUUCAGCUCGUCCAUAUGGUCAGCGUGCAAUUUUGAAGUUUGCAACUCACACUGGUGCCUCUCCAGUGGCUGGUCGCUUCACACCUGGUACAUUCACCAAUCAGAUUCAAGCUGCUUACAGAGAACCACGUAUAUUGGUUGUCACUGACCCAAGAACUGAUCAUCAACCAAUCACAGAAGCUUCCUAUGUGAACAUCCCUGUUAUUGCUUUCUGUAACACCGAUUCUCCAUUGCGUUAUGUGGAUAUAGUUAUCCCAUGUAAUAACAAGGGAGCAAACUCAAUCGGUUUGAUGUGGUGGUUCUUGUCUCGUGAGGUUUUACGUAUGCGUGGAACAAUCAGCCGUGAAGUACCAUGGGAUAUUAUGCCUGAUUUGUACUUCUACAGGGAUCCAGAAGAGGUUGAGAAGGAAGAACAAGCUGCCUUGGAGAAAGCUACAAAGGAAGAGCCUGCUGCAGCUCCUUAUGCCGACCAAUGGGGUGGGCAGCCAGCCACUGUGGAAUCUGCAGCAUCUGCUGUAUCAGCUCCUGCUGUUUCUGAAGUCACUGAUUGGGGUGCAGAAUCAGUUGCUGUUCCCAGUGUUCCAAUCCAGCCUGGCUAUGGUACUACAGAUGACUGGGGUGCCCAAGAACCAUCUACAGAUUGGUCUGCUUCACCUGCUCCAGUAGCAGCACCUCUACCAGGUGCAGUGGCUGCAACUGCUACUACAGACUGGGGUGGUUCUGAUGCACAGGAUUGGUCAUAAACCAGAACCUGACUCUGAAAACUAAGAAAACUGAAUAUUUCUGUCUGAAAUGAACUCUAAAAAGGAAUAACAAAUGUUGCAUCAUUGAACAUUUUGUCAAAGAUAUUUUGUAAGGAUACAAAAAUGUAAAAUGUUCCAUGCUUGGCAUACUGAAUAAAUAAAACUGAAUGGUUGAUACUGUA
This is a messenger RNA of Saccoglossus kowalevskii, 1403 nucleotides long. Its product is annotated as small ribosomal subunit protein uS2-like. Gene Ontology annotation, biological process: translation. The record is from RefSeq and is a predicted model, not a curated record. Gene Ontology annotation, molecular function: structural constituent of ribosome. Lineage: Eukaryota; Metazoa; Hemichordata; Enteropneusta; Harrimaniidae. Gene Ontology annotation, cellular component: small ribosomal subunit; ribosome.